GUAUAGUCUGUGUGUGUGUCUCUGGUACUCUCUCAAACCACAGAGGCCAGAGCAAGGCAAAACUGAGAAAGAGAGAGAGAGAGCGCUUCGGAAACUGCGCUCUGAAGCAGCUACUUGAGUCCCGAUGGCCCCAGCUUUCUGCAGCUCCUUCGUCCGCCAAAACUAGGGUUUCUUUUUCUCCUCUUCUCCUUCAUCAGUUUCUGCACUCAUUAUCUACAGAUCUUCAGGUAAAGAACUGGCACUGUCAGCCUCUCAUUUCAGAAUCAUCAAACGGAAAUCUCAUUUUCUUGGGGAAUAUCUGGUGUGGUCAAUGCUACAUUGCUCUGAAUCUUCCAUUAUAGUUUGUGGUGUUUGUAGCUCUUAAGUUUUGAGAAAAUAUGAAGAUUGGAUGACGCAUUCGGAUGCUAGAACUAGCUAUAAGUUUUGUGGGUCAGGUGGGGUUCCAGAAUUGAGUGCAUUUUGGUUUAGUCUCUUUCCUUCAAGUAGAGAGAAAAUUAAAUAUGCAGACACCAAAAACAAGAACUGGCUCUUUGGAGGUUCCUAAAAGGAUAUCACCAGUGACACCUCCAACUGCUCGAAAGUUGAAGACACCAGGAUCAGAUUCUGACUCAAUCCCUUCUCCAAAUCCUGCAAGCAGGACACCCAAAGACAGAAGCCCAAAAGUUGUUGAGCGCAGAUCACCUCGAAGUCCUGUGUCUGAGAAGAAGCGCCCAAGCAAAGUGUCUGAAUUGGAAUCUCGGCUUGCUCAGCUCCAGGAGGAACUGAAGAAGGCAAAGGAUGAGCUGAGCUCAUCCGAGUCAUGGAAGAAGCUGGUUCAGCAAGAAGCUGAAGAGACCAAGAAGCAAUUGGCAGCCAUGUCAGAAAAGCUUGAGGAGUCGCAGCAGCAGCUAGCAGAGCAUUCUGACUCUGAGCAAGCUCGUAUCCAAGAGCUGCGGAUGAUCUCUCAGGAACGAGAUCGAGCAUGGCAGUCUGAACUCGAGGCUGUCCAGAAGCACCAUGCAAUGGAUUCUGUUGCCUUGUCUUCUGCUACGAAUGAGAUUCAGAAGCUCAAUGCCCAGCUGGAAAGGGUGGCUGAAUCUGAAGCUGCUCAGGCUAGGCAUGCAGAAUUAGCUCAUAUUGAGAUACAGAACUUAAGAAUGGAACUUACAAAAACUCUCUCCCUAGUUGAAAAACUGAAAAUCGACCUUAGUGAUUCCAAACAAUCUGAAGCUCGAGCCUUAGAAAUUUCCAGUAAAACUCAAAUGCAAUUGGAAAUGGCAAAGACAGCUGAGGAUGUGCUCAGAUCUGAAAGUCUUAAAGCCAUGGAAGCAUACAAAUCCUUGACCACGGAGUUGGAGAAGUCAAAAGCUCAAGCAAAUCUUUUGGAGGAACUUGUUAGGAAACUCCAGGCUGAUCUAUCUAAAAUUUGCAACAAAAGUUCAGUAAACCCUUCAUGUGUUCAGGAAAAUGGAGAACAUGAGGAUUCAAGCCAGCUGACAGCAGAGCUUAAUCAAGUGAAAUUUGAAGUUGAUCAGCUAAGAUCUGCACUAGCGGUGGCUGAGAAAAGGCACGAAGAGGAAUGUAUUCAGAGCAAAACCAAAAUUAGAAGUGCUUAUGAACUAUUAGAGCGCACAAAAUCAGAGUUAUGCUUGAGAGAGGCUGAAUUGGAGUCAAAAUUGAAGGCUGCUAAAGCAGAGAUUGAAGAUUUGAAGGCCAACCUAAUGGCUAAAGAGGUUAAAUUGCAGAGUAUCUCUGAGGACAAUGAGGUGCUGAAUCAAAAGAUCAAGGAAAAUCAGUUGACAGAGGGAGAAUCUACACUAGAGAUGGAGAUGAAAAGGUUUGAGGCAGAGCUGGCUGAUUUAAAAUCGAGUUUGUUGGACAAAGAAAGCAAAGUACAGAGUGUAACUGAGGAAAAUGAGAGGCUGAAGUUGGAAAUCAAGAAUAGGGAGACAGAGAGUGAGAAAGUGAAUGGCGAGGCCCUUGCAUUAGUAGAAGCAGCUAGAGCUGCUGAGCGAGAAGCUCUAAUGAAGUUAGGUUAUUUGACUGAGGAAGCAGAUAAAAGUAGCAGGAAAGCUGCUCGAGUGACUGAACAGCUGGAUGCUGCCCAAGCUGCAAAUUCAGAGAUGGAAGCAGAGUUAAGGAGGUUAAAGGUGCAGUCCGACCAGUGGAGGAAGGCAGCCGAGGCAGCUGCUGCGAUGCUUUCAGGGGGGAACAACGGUAAAUAUGUGGAGAGAACAGGAUCCCUUGACAGCAACUACAAUACCAUUGGUGGAAAGCUUGGUUCUCCUUUCUCAGAAGACAUGGAUGAUGAAUCGCCAAAGAAAAAGAACAGUAGCAUGUUCAAGAAGCUCGGUGUCCUGUUGAAGAAGGGCUCCAAGUAGAUGCAUUGUUUGGUAGGUUCCAAACUCUCUUUCACUAGCUUCUAUCGCACAUUUUUCGGGUAUACUCACUGGAAAAUCCCUUUUGAACAGGCUACUGGUGACUAUGGAAGUUUAAACUUAUGGACUUUACUACUAAGAAAAUUUUCCAGGAAAGACCCUAUUUAAGACUUUGUAUAGUUGUUCCCUGGAAAUGGAUAAACUCCUACUAUUGUAUCUCAUUUACCUGCCAUUUGUGCUGGACACUGAAUUAUUGAAACCUUCUGCUGCUGUGGCUAUCUGUUUAUGGUAAAAGUAGUUGGCCUUCAUUCUCAUCAUGGGAAAUUAAUCUAUUGCAGUGCAGUUCUUGAUUGCUGUUA
Messenger RNA from Diospyros lotus (date-plum), 2716 nucleotides. Its product is annotated as interactor of constitutive active ROPs 2, chloroplastic. The transcript is spliced from 5 exons. Lineage: Eukaryota; Viridiplantae; Streptophyta; Magnoliopsida; Ericales; Ebenaceae. The record is from RefSeq and is a predicted model, not a curated record. Bases 501 to 2360 code for a protein of 619 amino acids.